Columba livia (rock pigeon) is the source of this 3309-nucleotide messenger RNA. It is a transcript of the gene PEX7, whose product is annotated as peroxisomal biogenesis factor 7. The coding region runs from base 116 to 1084 and encodes 322 amino acids. NCBI's taxonomy places the organism in Eukaryota, Metazoa, Chordata, Aves, Columbiformes, Columbidae. The record is from RefSeq and is a predicted model, not a curated record. Gene Ontology annotation, molecular function: protein binding. The transcript has 10 exons. Gene Ontology annotation, biological process: protein import into peroxisome matrix. Gene Ontology annotation, cellular component: peroxisomal matrix; cytosol.
GGCCGCAGCUUCAGCACCGCCCACCGGGCGGGGCGCUUCCGGCGGGGCCGUGCGCGCGGCGGGGAGGCGGUGGCAUCUCCGCGCCGGGGCCUGGGCCGGGGCCCGGGCUGCGGCCAUGGGCACGGCGGGCGGCGGUGCCGGUGCCCUGCGGCUGCCCGGGCUGCACGGCUACGCGGUGGAGUUCUCGCCCUACUGGCCGGGGCGCGUGGCCUGCGCCGCCUCACAGUACUACGGCAUCGCAGGUUGUGGAACUCUGGCAGUGCUGGAACAAAAUGAAGCUGGGAUUGUUCUGCUCAGAAGUUUUGACUGGAAUGAUGGCCUGUUUGAUGUGACCUGGAGUGAGAAUAAUGAACAUGUGUUGAUCACUUCCAGUGGAGAUGGAUCUCUGCAAAUCUGGGAUACAGCUAAAACCAAAGGUCCACUGCAAGUCUAUAAAGAGCACGCUCAGGAGGCAUAUAGUGUUGACUGGAGCCAAACUAGAGGCGAGCAACUAGUGGUGUCUGGUUCAUGGGAUCAAACAGCCAAGCUGUGGGAUCCAGCUGUGGGGAAGUCAUUAUGCACUUUUAAAGGCCACGAAGGGGUCAUUUACAGCACUAUAUGGUCUCCACACAUCCCAGGUUGCUUUGCAUCUGCCUCAGGUGACCAAACUUUACGAGUUUGGGAUGUGAAAGCCCCUGGAGUUAAACUUGUGAUACCGGCCCACCAGGCUGAGAUCUUGAGCUGUGACUGGUGCAAAUAUGAUGAGAACUUGCUGGUAACUGGUGCAGUUGACUGUAGCUUGAAAGGCUGGGACUUGCGGAAUGUCCGGCAACCAGUAUUUGUCUUGCUUGGUCAUACCUAUGCUAUCAGAAGAGUAAAAUUUUCACCGUUCCAUGCAACCUUAUUGGCCUCUUGCUCCUAUGAUUUUACUGUGAGAUUCUGGGACUUUUCCAAGCCCAACCCUUUGCUGGAAACAGUCGAGCAUCAUACUGAAUUUACAUGUGGACUGGAUUUAAGUCUUCACAACCGUGGCCAGGUGGUGGAUUGUGCUUGGGAUGAACUAGUCAAGAUCUAUACUCCGUCAUGUCUGGCAGUUCCUGUCUAGAGAAAAAGUGAAGAAGAUCUGACACACCAGGAAACUUUCUCUCUUCCCCCACACCCAGACUUGCUCUGAAGUGUCAAGUGUGUCACUAAUCUUAGUGUCUCUUUUUAAGUAAAACUCUCUUGAAUGGAGUGUUGUGCACUUUAACGAUGUGGAGAUAUUAGGGCUGGGUUUACUGGACAAGUAGUACUUGAGCCAGCAAAACAUUCAACAGCUACUGAAUGGCCAAAGAGUGGCUGUAGCAGAUAUGAGCUGGUGUCUUUAGAGUAAAAUUGCCAACGCAGUUUUGUGAUCUGUCUGGCAAAUAUGAGAGCAGAGGCCUGAAUCUUCUUGGUCCUUAUAAAGAAUAAAAGUAACUGGUUGUGUAUUUGGAGAUAAUGUCACUGUAGAAAAGAAACGAGUGGCUUUUCGCUGUAAAGUGCUAUAAUGUCAACUGAGGUUUGUAUCACUUGGAUGCAUUAAUAUUUAUAUGUUUUGCUGUGACUCAUGUUGCAUUAAUUUCCUGUGCAAUAUGAUGAAUACUCUUGAUAGACAGUAAAUGUCAUAGUUUAUUGCCAGCUGAUUUGUUUGACCUUUUUAAUUGCCACUUCACAAAUAUGAUAAAGAUUAUUUUCAUGCAUUUUUUCUGUUGUAUCUCCUUGAGUAAAACAGUCGAUGAAGUCAUGCAGAAAGAUACUCUGAUGAUAGAGAAGACCCUUAGGAAAAAAUGAAACAUAUACAACACUAAUUGGAUCACAAUCUUCAAGAUUUAGAGAUAGAACAACCAUCUCUUCUAUUAGACUUGUCUUCUGUUUUCACUUAGAAAAUUUUUCGAAGAGAUAGAAGAGGAACGUUGCUGUGUAUUCAGUGUUUCUGGACCUCUGACAGCCUGGCCAAAGUGAGAGCUGAUGUCCAGACCAGUUGAACAUGCAGGUUAGCUGCGUGACAUAAACAUAGCAGAUCCAGUAUGGCCAAGCUAUUAUACUUAAAAGAAUAUGCCCAGCAUGCCUGUGACUCUUUGCAGGUCAGGUCUUUGCAGAUCCUUGGACAAGUUUUCAUUGUCUCCUGUUAAUGAAUGCCAUACACUUCUGGGUUGCACCACUCAUAUAUCAAGCAAUAGCAGACAUUGCCAGAUCUGCUGGAUGCUUUGAAGAAAUGAAAGAGAGAAUUCAGCAGAGCUAAGAUCUGCAGAUUGCAAGGGAAGAAUGAUUGUGCUGUCUUUGAGAAAGAGCCAGGGAACUAGUGGGUAGCCACAGGGAGAUACACAUAUAUCAGUUUGGUCGUAGGGCAAGAUAGAAAGAAACCCGCUUCUACAACAUGAGAAUUUGGAUCCUGAUAGGAUCGUAUAGUUUUCUGGGUCGGUGCAAAGUGACCCCAGAAUGCCAUCUUCUUGAGCUGAAUUGAUAACCAAAAGUAGAUUUUCUGCAUACAGCUUUCAGCAAUACUAUAAGCCAUAACAUCUAAUUUUAGGCGUUAAAAUUGAUUAUUUCAACUUGAAUAGUUACUCCACUCUUCUGCUUUAUCUCCCUUUUCUGCUUAGACUACAAGUUACUUGUCUGAGGGAGUGGAACAUUUUGGUGGUGGGUAUGUACUUUAUGUAUGUAUUUCUGGGGGGAAGGAAAUGGUAUAUUCCAAAAUGCUGCCAUAGCCUAUCAGUUGGAAGGGCACAUUUAGAAAACCUCACAUGGGGGAAAAAAAGGAAUUAUGAACACAUACACUCAACACAUGAAUUAAACCUUUUCUUAACUGCCUGUUCUCCCCGUAUGUCCUGGUUAGCUUCAGUGCUGAGGGUUGCUGUGUCUGGCUUUAAUUCUCUUGAAAAAUGAGCACAUCUAGAAGAUGUACAUAGUAAAUAAAAACUCUGGCCUUUAAUCUUCCUUUGUGAUUUUUGAAUGGAGAGAAUGUGCUGUAACAUUUCUGCAUUGUAACAGAAAAAACAAUCCGGCAAUAGUUGUUGCUGAUUCUUAAUUCUCAGGGAAUGUUUGCUGUAAUUGUUUUAAAGAACUGCUUUUAUGACCACAAUACUAACUUGUGAUCUUUUUUUUUUCUGUUUGUUUAUUGAGACAGACUUUUAACAACAACAGUCUUAAAAAUGUAAUGUGUUCUGCUUUUAAACUUGCUCCUGUGGAAGAUUUAGUUUUAUGGGAGCCCAUAGGUUUCUCCUUGGUUCAAGAAACAUAUUGAUUAAUCAUGAUCUAAAGGAGUGGAUUUGCUGUUCUACAAUGCUAUUAAAUUAAUUGCACACAGUG